Messenger RNA from Aspergillus puulaauensis, 264 nucleotides. Its product is annotated as DUF2462 domain-containing protein. NCBI's taxonomy places the organism in Eukaryota, Fungi, Ascomycota, Eurotiomycetes, Eurotiales, Aspergillaceae. The transcript has 3 exons. The record is from RefSeq and is a predicted model, not a curated record. Bases 1 to 264 code for a protein of 87 amino acids.
AUGGCCCAAGGACCGCUGAAGAAGGCGAAGGCCAACACUUCCACGAAACGUCCCUCAGCCCUCGGCCCCAAGAAGGGAACAAACGGGCAAAUUGCGCCAAAGAAAGCCUCGUUGAUUAAGCAGCAGAAGAUCACCAAGAAACUAUCAUCCGGGUUGACUGCGAAGACGGAACGGAAUCUCGCGCAGCGGGCGGGUCAUCUUGAGAUCCUUGCGGGGGGGAAGAAGGAUAAGAAGUCCAAGGAGAAGGGGAAGAGCGGGAAAUAA